This is a messenger RNA of Sparassis crispa, 1521 nucleotides long. Its product is annotated as Laccase-5. Gene Ontology annotation, molecular function: copper ion binding; oxidoreductase activity. Bases 1 to 1521 code for a protein of 506 amino acids. The record is from RefSeq and is a predicted model, not a curated record. NCBI's taxonomy places the organism in Eukaryota, Fungi, Basidiomycota, Agaricomycetes, Polyporales, Sparassidaceae. The transcript has 13 exons.
AUGGCGAAUCGAGUGUCUGUCUCUGCCUUCGUGCUCAUGUUUGUGGCAAUUGCUUUCGCUGCGAUUGGACCUACGACGGACUUGACCAUCAUCAAUGCCGAUAUCGCCCCCGAUGGGUAUCUUCGCCCUGCCGUUCUUGCUGGAGGUACCUUCCCGGGUCCUGUGAUCGCCGGUAAUAAGGGGGAUAAUUUUCAGAUCAAUGUGAACAACUUGUUGACGAAUGAAACCAUGCUGAAGACCACCUCCAUUCAUUGGCAUGGAAUUUAUCAGACCGGAACUAACUGGGCGGACGGAGUGGCAUUUGUGAGCCAGUGUCCCAUCGCUUCUGGCGACUCGUUUUUGUAUGACUUCACUAUACCUGACCAGGCUGGCACUUUCUGGUAUCACAGUCAUCUUGCAACUCAGUACUGCGAUGGGCUGCGAGGUGCUUUCGUUGUGUACGACCCCGACGAUCCCUUUGCUGACAUGUACGAUGUCGACAACGAUAGUACCAUUAUAACCCUUGCCGAUUGGUAUCAUGUCGCAGCGGCCUUGGAGCCACUUGUACCAACACCUGAUGCCACCCUGAUCAACGGAUUAGGUCCCUCCUACAAUGGUUCGGACACUCCCUUAGCUGUCAUCACUGUCCAGCAAGGUUUGCGGUACCGUAUUCGUCUUGUCUCCAUCUCCUGCGACCCGAAUUUUAUUUUCUCCAUCGAUGGUCACAAUAUGACCAUCAUUGAGACGGAUGGCGUGAACACGGACCCACUCGUUGUUGAUUCUUUGCAGAUUUAUGCGGCGCAACGAUACUCCUUCAUUCUCGUAGCUAAUCAGCCCAUUAACAAUUACUGGGUUCGCGCUCUACCAAACAGGGGGCCCGCUGGUUAUGCUAUACUCCGCUACGACGGUGCACCAACUGUAGGACCUCAAACAAACCAAUCUGUCAGCAUCUCUCCGCUGGCAGAGACCAACCUCCACCCGCUCAUCGGUGCACAAGCUCCAGGUGAACCCACGGAUACCGGCAUAGACCUCGCUCUCAAUCUAAUUACGACUAACAACGGCACCAAAUUUUUUAUGAACAGCGUGACCUUCGUUCCGCCCCCGGUGCCCGUCCUCCUGCAGAUCCUGAGCGGUGUUUAUAGUGCUCAGGAUCUCCUUCCGGCUGGCAGCGUGUACACAUUGCCCUCGAAUUCAACGAUCCAAUUGUCCAUUCCCGGGGGUGUCGUGGGAGGUGGGCAUCCGCUGCACUUGCACGGGCACACAUUUUCUGUCGUCCGCAGCGCCUCUAGUGACGUUUAUAAUUACGAUAACCCGGUGCAGCGGGACACGGUCAACAUCGGCGUUGCUGGCGACAAUGUCACCGUCCGAUUCAAUACCAACAACUCGGGCCCAUGGCUGCUCCACUGCCACAUCGAUAGGCACCUGGCGAACGGUUUUGCUGUCGUCAUGGCCGAGGCGCCCACGCUGACAACGGAGACCCCGCCUCCUGCAUGGUCAGAUCUUUGCCCUAUCUACGACGCGCUAUCUCUCACCGAUCACUGA